AUGCAAGCACAACAAAUGCGUACUGAUCAACAACAAGUACUCAACGUUGGGCGGUCACACUGUCGAGAGAUGCGGGAAUUGCUCAAAUCGCUAGCAUUUAAAGAGAACGUCACUUUCUGGUUCAACUCGGCUGGGGCAAAAGUGUUCACCAACGACGAACACUCGAAUCAAGCCGAGAUUUUCUUCAGUCCUGAUUGUUUCUCGUGUUUCACCGUUAGAGCGGAUCAAGUGGCUUUUUCGUUGAAGUUGGCUACACUCUUGGAAUGUUUAUCGAUACUGGAUAACAAUUUUUCGACGUUUCAACUCAUCUAUGAAGGACAAGGAGCGCCACUACACGUUUAUGUCGAAGAAGAUGGGGUUGUCAUUGAGGGAAAAAUUCCGACACUUGAAGAAAAUUUGAACAAUCUCGAAUUCGACCUUGGCAAAUCGAUUAUUGACGUCUUUAUGAAGCCGGAUAUUCUCAAGGACACGAUACGAGAUUUGGAUCCAAAAUCGCAGCAAUUCGCCAUCAAAUUCAGCCCGAAACGAAUCGUUUUUGGGUGUAAAGGUGAACUCGGAAAAGCAUACACAGUGUUCCCGCACGAUUCCGAUGAGAUCGAGCAAUACGAAUGCGAUGCAAAUGGGGACUUCUCGUAUCGAGCCGCUACAAUCAAGCGACUGAUGACAGCGUUACAUCAAGCAACACGGGUGCGGAUACAAAUCGAUAAUCGCGGUGUACUGAACAUACAACUACAAGCGGAACUCACCGAUGCCGUCGAACAACCGUUUAUUGAAUUUAAGUGUCUUUGCCUAACACCGUUUGAUGAGGAGCCUACA
This is a messenger RNA of Mesorhabditis belari, 816 nucleotides long. The record is from the annotation of a GenBank genome assembly. NCBI's taxonomy places the organism in Eukaryota, Metazoa, Nematoda, Chromadorea, Rhabditida, Rhabditidae.